AUGGAGCCAAAACGAAAAGUUAUUGCAGCCGACUGCAAGAGGGUCACAGUUCUGAAGUAUUUCCUGGAAGCCCUUUGUGGACAAGAAGAGCCUUUGCUGGCAUUCAAGGGUGGAAAAUAUGUGUCAGUGGCACCCGUCCCAGACGCCAUGGGAAAGGAAAUGGGAAGCCAAGAGGGAAAACAACUGGAAGAUCAGAAGGAGGAUGAUGUGAGGAUUGAGGCAUUUGAAGAUGAUUCGGAGACUGAAGGCAGUGGAGGAGAGAUGGACAUCAAGGAGCUCAGAGCCAAAAAGCAAGCCCUGGCCAGGAAAGUUGCUGAGCAGCAGCGCCGUCAAGACAAGAUUCAGGCCGUGCUGAAAGACCAGAGUCAGAUGAGGCAGAUGGAGCUGGAGAUCAGACCUGUUUUUUUGGUCCCAGACACCAAUGGUUUCAUCGACCACCUCAGCAGCUUGAUCACACUACUGGACUGCAGGAAGUUCAUCCUGGUGGUGCCCCUGAUCGUGAUAAACGAGCUGGAUGGCCUGGCCAAGGGCCCAGAGAUGGAGCACCGGGCUGCGGGCUAUGCCCGCCAAGUGCAGGAGAGAGCCAGGAAGUCCAUCGAGUUCCUGGAGGAGCGAUUUGAGAGCAGGGACAACUGCCUGAGGGCUCUGACCAGCCGAGGCAACGAGCUGGAGUCCAUCUCCUUCCGCAGUGAAGACACCACUGGCCAGCAGGGAAACAAUGAUGACCUGAUUCUGUCCUGCUGCCUCCACUAUUGCAAUGACAAGGCCAAGGAUUUCAUGCCCUCCAACAAAGACGAUCCCAUCCGUUUGCUCAGGGAAGUGGUUUUGCUGACGGACGACCGGAACCUGCGAGUCAAAGCGCUGACCCGCAACGUGCCGGUGCGGGACAUCCCCACCUUUCUCAAGUGGGCCCAGGAGGGCUGAGGGGGCCGAGUGGGGCCGACGGCCCCUGAGCGAGUCACGCAGCCUGUUACGGUGGGAGCCCGGCUUCAGCAGCGGCCUCGCCGCGCCGCCACCGCCGCCAGCCCACCACGAACAAUAAACGCCACGUCUUCAACCCACCCCAGAAUGGCCGUGCUGCGAAGGGCCCCUCGAGGGCAGACCAGCUGGGAAGGUCAUUGCUGUGGAUGGUUCACGUGGAGGCUGGGCCGCUGAGGGUCCUGCCAGCCUUUGGGCAGUGCCAGCGCGGAGCCGGCGAGCCCCACUGGCGAGGGAAGCUUUGGGUGAGCCCCGUGCUGGAUCGCCAGCCUUUUGCUUGGUUUGCUUGGGUGCAGAGAGUUCGAGUCACGCAUUGGUGGCUCUUUGGGUUAGUAGGCUGCGUAGGGCAGAGAUUGGGGACACACCGGCACAGACUUUGGGAUUGCUUAGUCUAGCCUGUGCCCCUUGGAGAGGCCGUGGACUUCAAGGGCAGGUUCCCUCCUGCCCCAGCCUGUUUGUCCUGCGUGGCCCAGACAGCCCCAGGCCUCCAGCCCCUUCCCCACUUGUGCCACCCCACGCAGGGGUGCUGCUUGCAGAGGGGCUUGUCCUCUCCCUCGUGCAGGAUUUGCUUGUUGAGUUUCAUUUCUUCAGUGUAGGUUAGUUUUCAGGUGUGUGCCCUGCCUGCUUUGCUGGGAGAGGCUUUGAACACCCCCAGUCUCCCACAGCUGCUUUGUUCUGAUCUCCUGCCCACCCCAGCCGUUACCUGCCCCUUCCCUUCUCCCCAAAACCCCUUAGUCCCAACCCUCAUACCUUUAGGCACGCUUUUGACCUAAGACGCAAUGUGAAGCUAACAAAGUUCUGCAAGGGCCCCAGGGCCAGCUGUCCCACAGGUUCUGUGUCUCCUCACAUUGCCACAGGCUCCCCUUCCAUGUGGGAUCCAGCUUCUGCCCAUGGCUGCGGGGCUGGGCAGAGCUAGAGAGAGCCGGGGCAGCACUCAGCCCCUCAUUACUUGCCCAGCUGAGAGGAUCCCCUUCCAAGAUGCCCCAUGGAUGGAGCCAUUGCCUUGUCCCUGAGUCAUUCCGCACUGGGAUCUGGGGUUCGUGUGCUGCUAAGCCCACCACACCCCAUGUUGUCCCAUCACCAAGUGUCCCAUCCCCAGUGACACACCAGAUACAGAAGCUAAGAGGGAGCAUUAACCCCUGAACUGGAGCCCCUGGAGCUCUGUCAAGUCCCAGUCCCAUGAGUCGAGGGUGGGAACGACCCCAAGGCCAUCCCCAGUCCCUGCUGGGGCGCCGCGGCCGUGGGAGGGAAGCGUCAAAGGUGGCAGAGGAAGCAGCAGGACGGAGCCCAGCGUUUUUCCUUUCCCGCGUGGGUGGCUCAAGCCCGGUGUCUGCGUCAGGAAGCCCAAUUACCCCUGUGCCAGCUGCCCAGCCUCACAGCGAGGGCCAGCACUGGGGUUGGAGCCUUGGCAGCGUGAUGGAGUUGUGCUGGCUAACCUGUGCCAGAGGAGUGCCCCAGCCUCGGGGCACCAGGCAGAGGGUCUGUGCUGCAGGGCAGAGCCUGACCCACAGGGACUUUGGGGUGCCCACGGCUGCUGUAGGGCACACGAAGCCAUGGUGGGCCCACCCAGAGCCAUGGUACACACAGCACCCAUGUCCCAGUUCCAUGCCCGCAGCUGUCAGCAUGGCAGAGACUUUGCCUUCUCCUCUGCGCUGGUUGUGUUUCAGUGUUUGUUUUCUAAUGGUGCUGCCCCAGCACUGCUUUCCAAGGCCCUUCCCGCGGCACCACCAGCUUGGAAGGUCCUGUGGCUCUGCCAGACACUGAUUCCUUUCACUGUGUCAUGGGUUCAGCUGUGGGACAGUCUCGGUGCCACCAGACCAAGCUGGCACAACAGCAAGCGGAGCCCAUGCCUGGGGCCACCCCUGCCAGGCUCCUCGGAGCCCAUGUCUUGGGGCAGCAUCCAUUUUCGGGCUAUUUUGUUAAGUUGGUUUUAAUAAUUUCUAUUAAUAAAGACGUGUCUGUGCA
Pipra filicauda (Wire-tailed manakin) is the source of this 2943-nucleotide messenger RNA. Its product is annotated as telomerase-binding protein EST1A-like. The record is from RefSeq and is a predicted model, not a curated record. The transcript is spliced from 7 exons. Gene Ontology annotation, biological process: nuclear-transcribed mRNA catabolic process, nonsense-mediated decay. Lineage: Eukaryota; Metazoa; Chordata; Aves; Passeriformes; Pipridae. Gene Ontology annotation, cellular component: telomerase holoenzyme complex. Bases 1 to 924 code for a protein of 307 amino acids. Gene Ontology annotation, molecular function: telomerase RNA binding; telomeric repeat DNA binding.